AUGGACAAUAGUGAAACUUCUAUAACCCCAAUUCCAAUAGUUGAAGAUAUCGAUCAUUGUCAAAACCAACUAUCUCAACGAUCGGUUCGAGUAUCUAAUGGGACUGAUAACAUAGUGAUUGUUUUUGCAUCUAGAGAAGGAUACACAUUCACAAUUGCUAAAGAUGGAACUCUAACAAAACAAACUGCUCUCACUUCAUGUGAACUUACAUUGGGUCCUCGUUGCUCAUCAGUGAUACACUUUGAAUCAACUGUUGAAUUGGUUUACUUUCAAGUAUUCAUUUGCAAGAAUGGUAAAGGACGUUUUUAUUUGGGUAGCAGAGAGAUAGAGCCUGGAUUCACCUAUAGAAUCUUACAAAAACUAGUUGACAGUGUUGAAUCGAGACCCCAUCACAUCUAUGAUGAGAACUUUGAAGAAAUACACAUUCAAAGUUUCUCCUUCUGA
Cavenderia fasciculata is the source of this 444-nucleotide messenger RNA. RefSeq lists its product as uncharacterized. The record is from RefSeq and is a predicted model, not a curated record. The coding region runs from base 1 to 444 and encodes 147 amino acids. NCBI's taxonomy places the organism in Eukaryota, Evosea, Eumycetozoa, Acytosteliales, Cavenderiaceae. The transcript has a single exon.